UGCGUAGUAUUACUUGAGUUCUGAUUGGGCAGUAGUACCAUUGCCAUUUCUCACACAUACCAUCUCUUUCUCUCAUCAUCAAUCAUCAAUCAUCUAAAAGAAAAAAGAAAGCCCUAUAGUUCAUUUUUGUAAGCUUUUCUCAGUUACUCUCCAUUCCCAUUUCAACAGCUUCCCCAUCUCUAUUUCUCUAUGGAUUCUGACAUAAUGAACAUGAUGCAACAAAUGGAGAAGCUUCCAGAGUUCUGUAACACAAACCCCUUUUUCAUCGACCACAACAACAACAACAACACUUAUCCUUUUCUGUCCAACUCAAACCAUAACCAUCCUGACUCAAUGACCUAUGAACCCGGUUUCCGGUACGGUUCCGGAUUACUCGCCAACCCUUCUUCUCUCUCUCCCACCACAGCUUACUCUUCCGUUUUGCAAGACAAAAGAAACAAUAGCACGAACAUGGCAGCUAUGCGAGAGAUGAUCUUUCGUAUCGCCGUGAUGCAACCGAUACAUAUCGAUCCUGAGUCAGUAAAGCCACCUAAGAGGAGGAACGUGAGGAUCUCUAAAGAUCCACAGAGUGUGGCUGCUAGGCACCGAAGGGAGAGGAUAAGCGAGAGGAUUCGGAUUUUGCAACGGCUUGUUCCUGGUGGAACCAAGAUGGAUACAGCUUCCAUGCUCGACGAAGCUAUUCAUUACGUGAAGUUUCUAAAGAAACAAGUGCAGUCCCUGGAGGAGCAAGCGGUGGUUAACAGCGGGGGAGGAGGUAGGGUUCUGGUUAAUAGAGAUCGAGAGCAAAGAGAUAUUUUGGUAAACUGA
Molecule: messenger RNA, 807 nt
Organism: Raphanus sativus (radish)
Lineage: Eukaryota; Viridiplantae; Streptophyta; Magnoliopsida; Brassicales; Brassicaceae
Product: transcription factor HEC1-like
Exons: 1
Coding region: 190-807 (205 amino acids)
Biological process (GO): regulation of DNA-templated transcription
Molecular function (GO): DNA-binding transcription factor activity; protein dimerization activity
Source: RefSeq, a predicted model, not a curated record